Messenger RNA from Fundulus heteroclitus (mummichog), 3103 nucleotides. RefSeq names its product RNA binding motif protein 28 (gene rbm28). The record is from RefSeq and is a predicted model, not a curated record. Gene Ontology annotation, molecular function: RNA binding. NCBI's taxonomy places the organism in Eukaryota, Metazoa, Chordata, Actinopteri, Cyprinodontiformes, Fundulidae.
AAAAAAAGUCUUCUGUUUUCUAAAGAUGGCGGCUCCCACAUGUAAACAUGCGACAUGAGACGUGGUAGUUAGCGGCGCUUUUAGCAAAACCUUAAUUUGUGACGCCGGGUUAUGCCCAUACUAGCAGGUUGGCAGCUAAGCGUAGUGUUGAGUUAUUAAUAAGCCAGCCCUCGGUUUAUUAGAGUUUUACAGAGCGGAUAGUUAGGAUUUCGCUUCCAGCACUGAGCCAUGCCUGCGCAAACCAUUUUCGUGGCUUCUCUGCCAGGAUCGGCAACAAACGAACGCCUUGAGGAAAUAUUCUCCGAAAUCGGUCCAGUGAAACAAUGCUUCGUGGUUAGAGAAAAAGGAACAGAGAAAUGUCGGGGAUUUGGCUUCGUCACUUAUUCCAUGGAAGAAGAUGCACAGCGGGCCUUGAAAGAAGUAAAAGAAUACGACGGGAAAAAGCUCUCCCUCUCGGUGGCUAAAAAGAAAAUUAGAGAGAAAAAGAAAACAGAGAAAGAGGCAGCAUCAGCACCAUCCCAGGAGGAGCAGGAAACCAGAGACCCCAAGAAAAAAAUAUCCAAACAUGGCAGACUUGUCAUAAGGAAUCUGAGUUUUAAGUGCACAGAAAGUGACCUAAAAGAAGCAUUUGAAAAGUUUGGCACUGUUGUGGAGGCCAGUAUACCCCUGAAACCUGAUGGAAAGAAGCGCGGAUUUGCCUUUGUCCAGUUUAAAAAUAUAUCAGCCGCCACAAAGGCACUUCAAGCUCUAAACCUGAAAGAGAUAAAAGGUCGGCAGGUAGCGGUUGACUGGGCUUUGCCAAAAGAAAAGUAUAUUGCUGCACAGCAGACUUUAAGUUCAGGGAAUAAAGUUGCAGAGGAGGCCGAUGCAAAAACAGGAAGCGAUUCUGAGGAUGAAGAGGAAGAGGAAGAAGAAAGGAAACCAUCAGCUGAGAAGAAAAACAGUGGGUUAAAGGCAACUGCAGAGCAAGCAAAGGCUCCUGAGUCAAGCGAUGAAGAUGAUAUUGAAGAGGAGGAUGAUGGUGAUGAUGAAGAAACUGAGGAAGACGAUGAUGAUGAGGAGGAGAAGAGAUGAAGGAAGGAGGAGGAAGAGGAGGAUGAUGAUGAGGAUGAUGAUGAUGAUGAUGAUGAUGAUGAUGAUGAUGGCCUUGAUUCAGAUGACGAUUACGAUGAGAGUGAAGAUGAUGAGAAAGAGGAAGGAAUCUCAUCAGGUCCAAAACAAAUGUCAAAGAAACGUUUACCGUCAGAUGUGCAAGAGGGCCGAACAGUUUUCAUCAGGAACUUGUCUUUUGACACUGAUGAGGAGGGUCUGGAAGAAGUUCUUCUACAGUUUGGAGAGCUUAAAUAUGUAAAGAUUGUUCUCCACCCAGACACACAGCAUUCAAAAGGUCUUGCAUUUGCUCAGUUUCAAACUAAAGAGGCAGCAGACAGCUGCAUAGCUGCAGCCCAAGAUGAGACAGAGAAUGGCGGAAUCCGUGUGGAUGGCAGAAAGCUGAUAAUUGUUGCAGCAGUGAGCAGAGAAGAUGCUGUGAAACUGAAGGUUGACAAGAAAAAAGUAGACACAGGCAGCAGGAACCUGUACCUGGCCAGAGAGGGAUUGGUCCGUGCAGGAACAAAGGCAGCAGAGGGUGUAUCUGAGGCAGAUCUUGCCAAAAGACUCAGAUUUGAAGAAAUAAAGAGAGCCAAGCUCCGGGACAUGAACAUAUUUGUGUCGAAAAACCGCCUUUGCGUCCAUAACCUGCCGAAAUCCGUCGACAAUAAAAAACUAAAAGCACUCUGCCUUAAAGCUCUAAAUGGCAUCAAAGGAGUUCGGAUCACAGAGUGUCGAGUCAUGUAUGACAGGAAGCCAGAGAAAGGCCAAGUGAUGGGUCAGUCUCUAGGCUACGGUUUUGUUCAGCUCCAGGACCACGAGCAGGCUCUCGCCACUCUGCGUUACCUUAACAACAACCCCAACAUCUUUGGCCCUCACAAGAGACCCAUCGUUGAGUUCUCCCUGGAGGACACCAGAAAGCUCAAACUCAAAGAAAUGCAAAAACAGAGAAAUAAAGAUUUCAUCCAAAAUCGACCUGUAAAAGGACCAGUGAACAAGUCCCAGAUAGGUUCAGACACCAAAAGACCAAAGUCGGGUGGAGAUAAAGGCCAGUCCUCGUCGCAGCCGACAGGAAAGGAGAAAGUGACCACAGAAGGGCAAAAUAAAAACUAUUCAGGUUUUCUGACCAAACGUGAGAUUGAACAUGUCGAGUUGCAAAAUGGAAAGAAACGAAGGAAGGUUCUGCCUUUACCCUCCCAUCGUGGACCCAAGAUCAGAAUGCGGGACAAAGGGAAGCAGCAGGUCCCCCCCGCCAAGAAAGCAAAGCCUGCACCUAAAAAGAACACGCGCCAAAGACAACUAAUUGAAAAGCCUACUCAGGCCAGGAAACAGAAGUUUAAGAGUGCUAAGAAACCGUUCCAGAGCAGGGGCGGAGACCGUUUCGAUUCCUUGGUGGAGCAGUACAAGAGAAAACUGAUGGGCGGCAAUGACAAGAACACCUCCAUGAAAAGAAACAAGUGGUUUGAUAGUUAAAUCUGCUAGUGUGGAAGAAAGGAUGCGAAGCUUGAGAUAUACCAUGCAAAAUACCAUCAAGGGGGAUUUCCGAACAGAUAUAUUUUUUAAAGAAUUGUGGUAAAUUGUACAGGUUAAUAACUGUGUGAGACUGUCAUUUACAGAUUUAAAGUUUUUUUCCUUUGUGCCCGAUUUCAGCAUCUUUCUUUUAUUUAAAUUUUUUUUAAAGGGGGUUGUGUUUUUCUGUGUAUCAUUGCUUAUUAUGUGCCGUUUUUUCUUGUCCCAUAUUUUACAGAUGUCUGGUUAUAUUUGAAGUCUUUUAACUCAAUUACAUAAAAGUUAAGUACACUCAAAACACUUUUUCACUUCAUUAUGACUUUUCUCAACAAAUUUGUACAAAUUACACAACGCUAAAAAGUAGGAAAAGGUUAAAUAUUUAUUUGCAGUUUUUCGUAAAAACAAAAGUCGUACGCAUUGUACAAAAAUACUCCAACAUUUGUCUUAUUGUUUACCCAUUUUGCCACAGUUGUAAAUAUUGCACAAAGAUAAAAGUUCCACUUUA